Volvox carteri f. nagariensis is the source of this 336-nucleotide messenger RNA. RefSeq lists its product as uncharacterized. NCBI's taxonomy places the organism in Eukaryota, Viridiplantae, Chlorophyta, Chlorophyceae, Chlamydomonadales, Volvocaceae. The transcript has a single exon. The record is from RefSeq and is a predicted model, not a curated record. The coding region runs from base 1 to 336 and encodes 111 amino acids.
AUGGAGCUUGGGCUUGAGCAAUCCCUGCUCGCCGAGCCGUGCAACGAGGAGCAGAUUCGACAAUCACGGAAGGUCAUCAAUCUGCUCAUCAAGAACGUCAAAGAUCAUCAUUUGCCGAUGGUUACCGGUGCUGCCAACGCGAAGAAGGCCUGGGACGCCUUGGGAUCUAUGUUUGCUGCCAACAACAACGCCCGCAAGGUGUCUCUACGUCAAGAAUUCAGCCGUUUUAAGAUGGUCGACGGCGAACCUCUCCCGAUGUACUUUGCGCGUGCAAGACAGCUGCAAACGGAUUUAUUGGGAGUCGGCCACGUAAUCAACGACUCCGAGCUGGCAUAA